Messenger RNA from Trichobilharzia regenti, 5538 nucleotides. The record is from the annotation of a GenBank genome assembly. NCBI's taxonomy places the organism in Eukaryota, Metazoa, Platyhelminthes, Trematoda, Strigeidida, Schistosomatidae.
CAACAACAACAACAACAACAACCACGACAACAUCAGCUGUUGGUGGUGGCGGUGGUGGGGUUGGCAGCAGUGGAGGUUUUGGACUUGGAAAGUUGAGUAUUGGUGGCAGUAGUGCCAGCAGUACUGUUCUUAGCCGAAAUGCACUUAGUGCUAUACAACUAUCAAAUAGUAAUCAAAUAUCAAAUAUGCACUACAAGUUAUCAGAUUAUGCAGACAAGCGAUCAGGUGUUCUGCACACUGGAUCACAUCGUCUAUUAAGAGAUAAUGAUCAUGCCGUAAACCUGCUCGAGACUACUGAUCUUCUAUGUGAUGAGGCAGCCAACAUUCCAACUUCUUCAACAGCAACAACAACGAAAAUUGAUGCAGCUGUCGGCAAAGAUAAUCUUCUUAAUGAUUAUGAAUUCAUAUCUAGGAAGUAUUCUUCAUCCGAUGCAGAUAUAUCAAUAGGUGGUGGUGGUGGUGGUGGUAUUGCUGAUUCACCGUCAAUAUCAUCACGUAAAUCAAAAGCUUCUCAUCUAGAACAAAUUCCAAUGUUAGCACAACUGUUAGAAGAAGUUGAUACUGCACGAUUUUAUGCCUAUUGUGAAGAGGAGCCUAAACAGACGGAUGUUGUAUCACAAUUACAAGGAUUAAAUAUAUGUGCAUCCAGUCUGGUAGCUGAGCGUAAUUGGCAUUUGGAAUUGAUCAAUCCUCAGUUAUUAUUAAAAACAAAUCAUUUAGCUGGUUAUGUAUUGGUAUCCGCAGCGAGGGCUAAGUUGGAUGCAUUAACCCAUCCACCGAUAUGGAAAGAUUCUCAACUAUUGAAUAAAUCCAGUCUAGUUGGACAUUUAGAAUGUAUGCAAUACUAUGCUACUGUUGGGCAGGUUCUUCCAGGUACGCCUGAUCAAUGGUUGUCAACAGCUGAUGUCAGUGAUUGGGCACAUCAUGGUUUAAAUGCCGAUGAAGAUGCGCUGAGUGGACGACCAGAAGUUGUUGGUUGUGGUAGAUCAGUUGGUGGUGUUGUAACAGCAUGUGUUGGCUUCCCACAGAAUAUAUCAAGUAAUAAGUCGUCAUUACUAGCCCGUCAAAGUAUCAUAAAUCAUACCGGUUUCACAGCUAACACUUGUGGUGGUGUUGGUGGUAUGUCAGCUGAGGCAAUCAGCAGUGGGAAUACGAUAUUUGUGAACAAUAAUAAUUUUGGUACUUUUUCUACUACUAAUGCUAAUAAGAUAACAACAGGUGCUGUUGGCGAGAACAACACUAAUUGCAUUCGACCUAUACAACUGCAAAGGAUGAUAUCUCGUUGUUCAUGUGAAGUUUUCUACAUUCAUUAUGAACCUGCUGAUCCAGCGAACUUACCACUACCGCAUUUAAUUCCACCUUUAUCACUUGAUGAAACAGAAGUAGUGCAUAAUCCAGAAGGAGCAGAUACAGUUACUCUAUUACAUCAUACAUUAAAUGUUUUUACAAAUUCUCUUCAAUAUCAUAUGAUUGUUGAUAUUGUAAAUGAUCUCCUCCUGUAUGUGGAACCACAAAGAAAGGCUCAAUCAGAACGUAAUCGUGUGGCUUUUGGUUUAAUGUCUGAAUCACAAGUUCGAUUGGCUAUUCUACGUGAUCAAGAGGCUUUGCGUCGAAUGAUAUUAGAUCAACGUCAUUUAGAGCGUUAUUUAUGGUCAUAUGUUAGUCAAACAAUGCAAGAGCUUGGGUUGAAUACACCAAUAGGUUAUCCUAAUUCUUUUCAAUUUAUCAAUAAUUAUAAUAAUAACAGUAGUAAUAUUAAUAAUCCUAUUCUAUCCACGCCGAAUACCUCUAUGGAUUCAACAUUUUAUGAAAGACGAUCAUCAAAUAUUACAUUGAAAUUAGUGAAUUGUAUUCAAGGGGCUAGACAUUUAGAGACUCAAAUCAAUACACUGAAGUCAAGUAUCAUCGAUUUAAAUGCCAUUCUAUCACAACGUUUAGCGCAUUAUCAACAAUUACAAAUACAAGCUCAACGUCGUCAUAUACGCAAAGCGAUGUCAUUUAAGCGUCAUCCAGUACAAUCUACAGCAUCAUCGUCAUCAUCGUUCACCAAUGAUUUUCCUCUUACUCCAACAACACUGGCGACUACUCUGGCUAGCGGUUUUAGUGGAUCAGGUGUUACUAAUCUUAAUUUAAUACCGAAGCAAUCUAAAGAAGAUUUCAAUCGAUAUUCUCAAUUAAGCGCUGAUUCUGACUCGUAUCUACCUGCCAGUAAUAAUCAUAAUAAUAACAAUAAUCCAAGUAGCGGAGGUGGGUUAAUUGGUGGUCGAGGUAAUCUACGCCGUGCCUCAUCAACAGACUACUUAAUUCAUACAAAUAUAAAUAGUAAUAACGGUAGUACAAAUAUUAAUUUGAAUCAAAAUCAGUCUGUUACAGAGUCGAUUUUAUCUGAGAAUGUGAAUAAAUCGAUUGAUAAUGGUAGUAAACCAGCUGAAGUGGUUAGACGAAGUGAGGUUUGUUUUGAGCAUGCAAGAUGGCGUAUGACUGAGCAUGAUGGACAAAUCGGUUUAGCUGAUGUUGAAUUACGUGGUUUUAUUUAUACAAAAAUUAAUCGUCAAGAUGAUUCUGGUUCACAUCGUUUAGAAUUAGGCUGGAUACGUGUUUCUAGUCUAGCACCGAAUUCUUUUUAUAAAGAAGUUUUAGCACCUGAUGUUUCUGGUGGACGAUAUGCCGGAGGACCUAUACUACGCAUUGCGUGUUCUGCUUUAGCACCCGUCGGUGGAAUAUCUGUCAAAGAAGCUAUGGAAAUUAGUGUUGCACCGAUUGUACUUCAGAUGAGUAAACAAUUCUAUCGUAUAAUGAUGCCAUUUUUCUUCCCUGAAAAAUCUGAGGAAUCAAAUGCGACAACAACGACAACAGCAGCAGCAACAACUUCUACUGCUAGUAGUACUCAUCCUGCUGCCGCUGCCACUGCUCCUACAACUACAAUAAAUAGUUCUAUGAAUAAUCAUUCAAUUAUACUAUCCAAUCAAAUGAAUGACGCACUAACCAAUACUGGUUUAAUGAUCAAUCCGUCUGGAUCAUCACAACAAUUUCUGAAUUUAUUACAGUAUGAAUGCAUGAAUUCAAAUGCAUUGAGUGGUGGGGGUGCUGGUGUUGGUGUGGGUGUGGGCAGUAGUGAUAGUUCCUAUCAUCCUUUAGAAUCAAAUCCAGAUAGCCAGAACUUCUUAGAUCCAUCCGUUGACAAUAUGAUUAUGUCGCGUAAAUCAUGGAUUCGGCGUUAUCUGUCCAGGUAUUUUCCACAUCGUCAACAAACAACUGCCAGUAGUAGUGGUGUUCCUGCUGGUGGUGCAGUAAACAUCAAUGAGAAUGAAGCAGGUCAACAGUUAAAUAUUUCUCAGAAAUCCUCUCAACCGAUGGAUAAUACCGUUGAUAAUACCUCAUCGUUGUCAUCUCUACCACUAUCACGGUCAUCACCAUUGUCCGCGUCAAAAACAACCCCAGUAGCUGUGUCAGCAUUAACAAAACUUCAAUCACCGUCUAAUUUGACUAUAGAAGCUGCUAUCUCUGGACGAAAUUAUUGUAGUGUAAACGAUGAUGAAUGGGUGAAUGAUACAGUCAAUUCAUCGACCUUCUUAUUACCUAAUAGUUUAUUACAAAAGAUAAAUAUGAGACGGAAAUUCUCUCUUCAAAGUGGAGAUUAUCAAUCCAAAGAACAUUUACUCCUUACACAAAUGGGCUAUACAACAAAUAGUGGAUUAUCAAGUCAAUUGAAUCCUGAAAGCAUGAAAGCCUGUUAUUCUCCUUCUGAUAAUACAGAUCUCUUAUUAAUGAGAAUGAUGAUGAUGGGAGGAACACACAGAGAAGAACCUCAAUCACAUAUUAAUUUAUGCACACGUUGUAUACCACCGCAUUUGAUAACUGGUAGUAGUAAUCAUUGUGGUCAUCCUUCUUAUCAAAUGAUAACAUCAGCAUAUAAUCCAAUGGAUUAUAGAUCUGUAACAAUUGAACAGGCUAUGAAUCAGAUUAACAAUAAUAAUAAUGCUAAUACUUCAAUCCCAUUGAAUCCAGUCGAUGUGAUGAGGGAAAGAGCUCGUCAGAACAAUGUAUUCUUGUAUAUUAAAAUUCCUGGCUUCCCAAUACGUUUAAGUUACAAGGGUGAAAAACAGAAAAAUAUAACUGAUGUAACCCGAUUUGAAUUGUUUAUACCUACACUGGAAUAUCAUAAUUGUGUAUGGACAUGGUUAGAUUUUGCUAUGGAAGUGAAAACACGAAUACGUAAACAGCUUGUACGAGAAGAAACCAAAAUAGAAUGGUCAGUUCACGAAUUUACCUAGUUGGAUCCCAUUGAUGAGAAGAAAGAAAAAUCUGAUCCACAUCCCUGUCUUCAAGAACAAGAAGGAUAUAUACCAUGAAUACCAAUCGAUGGCGAUUUGGAGGGACUCAGAUAAGUUCUCAUGGCAAAUGGUUAUCCUGCAAGAUUUAUCGAGAAAAACAUGAGAAGUAUGUCAAAAGUGCGAAAAAGUCUAAAUGGUGUCGAAGAAACUGCUGUUUAUGAAUGUUGAAAUUAAAGAUAAUACUUUGGGUGAGAUUCUGGAGAACCGCUUUUAUUCACAGAUCACUGAGAAAAGCCUUGUUUUCAGCUCAACCACGGAUCAAUUUAUACGGUCGACAAAUAAUCAAUGGAUGUGUGAAGAAUUAACUGCCGCUUUGGGCCACUUCACCUGAUCCUUUGAAGCUAGUUAUAUUGGCCGUACAAAGCGCACACUUUCCAAACGCAUCUUUGAACACUAUGCGUUGUGAUUAGUUAGAGGACAAUUCAAGACAUAUCGUUACUAUUUCUAUUCUUGAGCACUUGGUGAACUCAAGCCACGUAGCUCCACUUAGUGUGUCGUCUUUUAAGAUUAUCAACAUUAUGAAACCGAAUGGUACAAAGGGUGUGUUUGGCUUCGGUAUUUGUGUAUGAUGGAGGCGUUGGAAAUUCAUCAAUACUACCGCGAACUAUGUAUACAGAAAACGUUUGUCUAGUCUUUUACUCUACCAUGGUCUUAACUUCUUCAUUAAGUAUCCUGUGUAAUUUUUUUUUAUUAUUCUUAUUUUUAGUGAUUACUUUGCGUUAACUUUAAAAAUUGAUUCACUAAUAUCACCGUCAUAUGCUCCUUUUGUACAUUUUCUCAUCCUCUUCAAACUUGUUAAAAAUGGACGCUCAACUACCACCUUUCUUUCCAUUGAAUAACAUUUUUAACCUUAUCAAAUAUCUAAUUCUUUCGUUCUUUGUCUCAUUGACUAUUAUACGCUACCUAGUUUUACUUUUGAAGUCAGUUGCGUCAAGUAUACCACCCCUAUUAUUCAAUAAUGGACUAUUAUACCUUUUCAGUAAAUAUAUAAGUACCAUUGUACAGCUUCUGAAGAUGAUUUCGUUGCUGAAUUGUCUCUUGUUUUCUUGUGUAUAGGAAACCUACAACAACAACAAUAACGGGGCAGUACACUCAUUUUUUGAGUUUUGUACCUUUGAAAUAUAAACUCGUAACCUGGUAAAGUGUCUGGUUCAUAGAGCCAGGUUAAUCUGUUCAGACAACUGUUUCAAUGAGGAGCUUAAGA